Molecule: messenger RNA, 1257 nt
Organism: Symbiodinium natans
Lineage: Eukaryota; Dinophyceae; Suessiales; Symbiodiniaceae
Source: the annotation of a GenBank genome assembly
AUGGCAGCCCAACUGGCUGUCGACGUUUUUGAACAAGAGCGCAGACGCUUGGAGCUUGCUGCUGUGGAGUUGAGAACAAGUUUGGCGGAGAAGGAUGUUCAGUUGACUGAAAGGUGCUCCGAGGCAGCGCGAGAAGAAGCCAAGCUUCUCCAGCUCCGGUACGCUUCAGAGCUGAACGAGUCCAAGUCCAAAGAAAACGAGCUCCGGAAGCAUCUUCAGGACCUCGGCCGCAGCGCGCAAUUGCAAGCAAAGGAGAUGAACGUGGCCGAGGAAGAGCUGAAAGAAGCGGAGGAGUACGAGAGCGCGUGCCUCCAUAGAAAGGAAGCCCGGCAGGAAGUGCAAGCGCGCUUUGAGAAGGUCAAGAAAGAUUGCCAGAUAGCAAGCUUGCGUUCGGAGAUACAGGUUGCCAUCGACAGCAGGACGGCAGAUGAGUUGCAACUGACUCAGUUGUUGCGUGUCAAAGAGGAGCAUGCGCAGAAGGAAGCAGGGACGAAAGACACAGACAGCAUGACGCUUCAAGAGCAGGUUGCGGCUGACUUGAAAGACCAACUCUUUGAAAGCCAGGAAACUGUGGCCAGCCUUGAAGAAUCGUUCCAGUCCAUGCAGUCCCUUUGUUUGAAGACCGAAGCACACAUUGAGGAGAUGCUCCAGGAUUCGACCAUCGAAGCUCAAGCCUGCCAGAAGGACGAAGACACCGAAGCCCAGGAAGAGCUGUUGGAAGAGAGCCGGAAGUUGGACAAAGCCGAUGACCAGAUCAACCAGGUGCAGAGGCUGUACCACAUCGCUGAGGGUCUUGCGGCUGAACUGCGGAAGUCAGGUGCUCUUGUUAGCGAGGCGGCUUCAACAGUCUCGCCCGUUGCCAGCAGUGAGGUCUUGGAUGGGCUCUUGUCAGAGGAACAUCAGCUCCAGGCUGAGGUUUCAUCAUGCUCCCUUGACGCAAGCAAAGUCGAGGUUCAGGUGAAGCACUUGGAAGAGGAGCUGGAGCAUGUUCGGAACACCGUGCAGGCAAAUCAGUUGAGGACAGCCCAAGCACAAGAACGGAUAAGCCUGUCCGCUUGCGAGAGGCAGGCAGAGGAGCUUCGUGCCAGGCUGUUCAAGCUUCGGUCCAAAGAUCCCUCAGGUGUGAUGGGCGGUGUGGAGGACUCGUUGAAGCAAGUCAUGCUCGCGCUGGAUGCGAAGGGGAGGCGACUUCUCCUUCAGAAGCAGGCUGUUUUGCCAGCAGAGGCUGAGAAGAGGAGUCUUCCUGAGUCUUCAUAG